Condylura cristata (star-nosed mole) is the source of this 419-nucleotide messenger RNA. It is a transcript of the gene S100P, whose product is annotated as S100 calcium binding protein P. Gene Ontology annotation, biological process: endothelial cell migration. The record is from RefSeq and is a predicted model, not a curated record. Bases 43 to 330 code for a protein of 95 amino acids. Gene Ontology annotation, cellular component: cytoplasm; extracellular exosome. Lineage: Eukaryota; Metazoa; Chordata; Mammalia; Eulipotyphla; Talpidae. The transcript is spliced from 2 exons. Gene Ontology annotation, molecular function: transition metal ion binding; calcium ion binding.
GACACUCCUCGCCGCAGCCUGCGGACAGCGAGCCCCGGCAGCAUGACAGAGCUGGAGACAGCCAUGGGCAUGGUCAUCAACGUCUUCGACCGCUACUCGCAGGUGGAGGGCGACAGGCAGAGCCUGACCAGGGGCGAGCUGAAGGUGCUCAUGGAGAAGGAGCUCCCCGGCUUCCUGCAGAGCGGGAGGGACAAGGACGCUGUGGACAAGCUGCUCAAGGACCUGGACGCCAACGGAGAUGCUAGCGUGGACUUCAGCGAGUUCAUGGUGUUCGUGGCCGCGCUCACGGCAGCUUGCCACAAGUACUUCGCGCAGACAGGGCCCAGCUGACCCCGCGCCCCGUCCCGGAGAGCAGAGCCCUGGCUUCCAGAGAACCCCAUGGGGUCAACAGUUGCCCUCUGAUUAAUAAAAUGCUUGUG